GGGUUUAGUUACAGAUGAAAACUAGUCUUCAGCAGGCUCCCUAUAAUAAAAUAUAUCCACUGUCUUUAGAUGGUGUUCAGCCCGGCAGUACAUCCAUAUCCAGUAGAAAUGGCCAUCAGACGGAGAACCCAUCACAGACAGAUCCACCUCCAGCAGCAGAGACGCAGAAGAUCUCCCAGCCUGCCUCUGCUCGACCCAGACCUGACCAUCUCCCCCUGGGAUCCCCAGACCCCAGAGCCCACCCCCUCUAUCUGGGAGUAGCAUCUCUCACAGGCGGCAGAGACAGGACAGGCAGGGUAAUAGUCGAGCUCUAUGGAGAGCACCAAGGAUGGAGAUCGGCUGUAACAAGUCAGGAACUCUUCCAGAUGCUGCUCUACUUCCACUCGAUCACCAGGAGAGAAGUCAGAGAAGCUGGGAUGACGCUCAUUUUUGAUGCAAGGAAGAUAAAUCCUCAACCGCAGCUCUAUAAGGCCCUGAUGACGCUUCAGGAGCAGACUCCCCAGGCAUUAAACAGCUUGGUGCUGCUGGUGGACAAGGACAGGAGCAUCCGGCCAGAGAGAUGUCCAGGGGUCCAGACUGACAUGGUGACGUCGAUGAAAGCCUUGCUGAAGCUGGUGGAGGGCAGUCAGCUGAGCUCCCGCCUGGAUGGCACACUGUCUCACAGCCACUGUGAUUGGAUAGAACUGCACCAGAAACUCUUUCCAUUUGUAUCUGACCUUCAUGAGGCAUCCAGCUUGCUGCUGAGAGCCAUCAGUAGGUUAGAGGAGCCACAGAGGAUGGACACUGUACAGACAGUGCAGCAGUGCAUGAUGGACCGGAGGACUCUGAUGAGGGAUGUACUGGAGGACAGCAGAUUGGUCAGCCUGCAGAGGGAGGGUGGAGCCAUCCUGGCUAGGCUGAGGAAAGAGAGUGACCUCAAAUACCCCCACUGCGAGGACCUCAGUGAUGCAGUGGACUCAGUGACCAGCCUGUACAACCAGGUGGAAGAGCAGGCUCACAUCCUCGUGCAGAGGUCCAACAUGUCACUGGAACACCUGGAGUACCUGCUGCAACUCAGAGAGAUGGAGGGACACUUCACCCAGAUGCAACAGUGGUUUAAUGUAGAAGGAGAGCGCCACCUCCUGGAGGCUGAGUCAGUCGAGGACUCUGGAGACAGAAUGGAGCAGAUCCUCAACAGCUUCACUGGCUUCCUUAUUGAAGCUAAUGACCGGAGGCACCAUGCCAUGUCGUUAGUGUCCGAGGCAGAGCAUCUCCAGCGCAGCGGGCUCUCUUACCCAGAGACAGAGGCAUUCAGGACUUUUGUCUGCACCUUCAAAUCAGGCCUGGAGGACUUCCUGUGCAGAGCGGAGGCUUGCGGCAGAGAGCUGCAGAUCAUGGUCAACGUGUGUGAUUUUUGUGAGCAGGCUAUGGCUCUGGCCAGUGAAUGCACUGAUUACCUGGACCAGAGUGAAACAAACCCUCAACACCAGAACCAAGUCUCUGGACCAAGCACGACCUCCCUUUGCCAGCCUGAACUGCCCACAGGACAUGACUCUGGCCCAGCCACUGUCAGUGAUUCACUGUCAGGCAAUGACAGCUCUAUCCUUCAGACUUUCCAAGACAGGUUCCUCCAGUUUUGCCCAGAGAGAUUUCAGGAGGUGAAGACCCAGGCCAGCGCCCUGCAGGGUUCCAGGGGCAUGCGGGUCUGGAAUGUAGCCUGGCUGAGAUGUCAGGAGGCCAGGCAGCAGCUUCAGGAAAGGAUGCAGGAUGUGAAUGAAAUUUACCACCAAAAACCAGAUUCUAGCAGCUGGUGUGAAUGUCAUUAUGUCGAUGUGGUGAGCACCAAUAUUCAGACAGCGUCACCUGGUGGCCAGGGUCUGGUGGUGCAAUCGACCCCCGGGCCUCGGCACCCGCAGUGGGAGGGCAUUGUGUCAGGAGCAGUGGAUUUAGGGAAGAGAAAGACAAUUCUUGGCAGGAACAGCACUAAUUCAACAAAUGUAGCUUGUUGUAACAUCAUCAUCAAACCUGAGGAUCACAGUGACACUGGAACCAGCCAAGGGUCAAAGGUCACUCCACAGUCACCUCACAGAUCAGCGAGGAGAACAGAAAAAGAGACGAGGAGGAGACAGGCGAGCAGGGCGAGGAGCGAGCGUGACGCCGCUGCUCUGUCUCAGGCCCACACUGUCGGCUGCCAGUGGUUUCCAUGGGGACGAGGUCUCAGGGCAAGGUCGGUGAGCCAAGACUCGUGCACCACAGCAGUAGCGACGGCAGGGUCAUCCACUCCUCCAGAGCAGGCUCGACCCCCAUCGUCCUGCUCCCACCACGGUCAGCCGUCUUGUCGGAUUCUCAAGGAGGCUCAGAAGUUCCAGAUCUCCCGCCAUGGGAGCUUCUGCUCAGAGGACUCCUGCAUGAUCGACCGAGGCGCUGCAGGGGUUAAUGGGACUUUAUGCUGCAAACACUCCAGCCUGCCCAUUGGGAGAUAUGAGGGGGCGUUUUGUUUGGCAAAUCCACAGGAGAGUGCCAGCAAUGCCCUGAGGCUGCAGCGUGUCCUGGAGGAGCUGGUGUUCACAGAGAGAGAGUACGUCCGCUCGCUGGGCUACAUCCUCACCCACUAUCUCCCCCUGCUGGACAGACCAGACAUCCCCCAGGACCUCAGGGGCAAGCGAGGCGUCAUCUUCGGGAACCUGGAGAAGCUUUACGACUUCCACAGCCACUACUUCCUGCCGGAGCUGGAGGCGUGCCAGAGGGAGCCUGCCAUGGUGGCCCGCUGCUUUCUCAGACAUAGUGAGAGUUUUGGCUUGUACGCUCUGUACAGUAAGAACAAACCCCAGUCAGAUGCGCUCAUCCUUCACCGUCGCCAUGACAUCUUCAAGAAGAAGCAGCAGGAGCUGGGGGACAUGAUGGACCUUUCAUCCUACCUGCUGAGACCCAUCCAGAGGAUCAGCAAGUACAGCCUCCUGUUGCAGGACAUGUUGGCUCUGGCUGGCUCAUACAGGCCAAAAGACUUAAUCCAGGAUUCACUGCUUGCAUCUGGUGUGUGUGCACAAAGUGUGCGUGGCCCAGGCGUGUAUAUGCCUGAUCUGACCAGCAGUGAGAGGGAGCGGGAGAGGGCUGAGAUCCAGGCUGCUGCCGACCUGGUUCGAUUUCAGAUGCGUCACGGCAACGACUUGCUCACCAUGGACGCCAUCCAGGACUGCGAUGUGAAUUUAAAAGAACAGGGCCAGCUGAUUCGUCAGGAUGAGUUCACAGUUUUCUUUAGAAAAAAGAAAUGUGUCCGCCGCAUCUUUCUCUUUGAAGAUCUAAUCCUCUUCAGCAAGACCAAGAGGACAGACAUUGGCAAUGACGUUUAUAUCUACAAGCAGUCAUUCAAGACAAGUGACAUUGGAAUGACCCAUAAUUCUGGUGUGAGCGGCCUGUGCUUUGAGAUCUGGUUCCGCAGGAGGAAGAGCGAGGACACCUACACCCUCAGGGCCUCCAGCAUGGAGGUGAAGAAAGCCUGGACCACCGAUCUGGAGAGGAUCCUAUGGGAUCAGGCCACUCACAGUAGAGAGCUACGUAUGCAGGAGAGGGUGUUCAUGGGAAUGGGCGGCAAACCUUUCAUGGACAUUCAACCCAGUGACGCUGCAAUUUGUGACCGAGCCGUCAGCUGUGGUCUGCCAGGGAGAAUCCCUGUGGCGUGUUGUUCACACAGGGGCUUAGACUAUCCACGGCCACACUCUAUUGGCUCUGGCAGCACGGCCUCCACCACCAUCAGCCAAUCGUCUUCCUCCUCUGGCCGCGGCUCGCUGCCCCCUGCUGGUUAUCCUGGGAAUCAAUCACAGGGAGUGGACACUAGUCCUGCCGUCUGCUCCUCCCCUGAGGCUGUGACUGACAAUGAACUCAACAAUCAUCAUCUUCAUCAGCAUCAUCUUCAUCGUGACUGUGAACAGUGGAAAACUCAUCAUCCUCUGACGGACAGCACUGAAUCAUCUGGGGAAUGCAUCAACGUCUUCAGCAGCUCUGAACGCAGCUGCCUGUCCGCCAUUGGUGGAGAGGUAAAUGACGACUCCUCCUCGUUUGUAUCCCAGAGUUCAAAGCCCUGCCCACCACUGUGUCGGACCCCCAGUCUGAGGAGAAACAGCUCACCGCUGGUUAUCAGAAAGAAACUGGGUGUCACACCCAGACCGCCACAUCUGGCUAAUGCUCAGAGUGAAGAAAUCAUAAUUGCAAAAUCAACAGAAGUUUAACCCUGGAUUCUAUGCAGAAGAUUAUUGGUCAACUGAAGCUAUCCAGUGUUGUUGGAGAUCCUCUGCUCGCCCUGCAGACAGAUGCUUUAUCUGAGUGAAAAAAGUUAUUUUGUGAAACACAAUCAUGAGGCCAUCAGCGUUGUCUGGUCACAAGGCUUGGUUUGCAUGUCAUUGCAACACAAUACUGUAAUGACAUGCAAUGUUAACCCACAAAGACAGAAAAUGUGCCAUUUGCUCAUAAAAUGUGUCUCCGUUCUUUGCCCCGUGAGAAUAAUUUUUAUCCCUGAAUCAUGAAGACCAUAGUUUAUUCGAUGUCCUGAGCAUAAGUAGCUAAAAUGGGAGUCUGUUUUAAUUUAUUUACACAUAAAAUCCCCAACAACAUUUUACCCUCAUGAAAAAACAACCUGUAAUUUUUAUUUUUUGUAAUUUUUAUUUUUUGUAAUUAUUAUUAUUAUUUUUUUUUUUCCAGAUUUGCCCACAUUUCAUGUCACAUAUCUACUGACUAUACUCUUAACUCGAAAUGUGAAACAUGCUCUUUGGCCAUACAUUUCUGUGUCAUGCUACAUUAACACAGAAUGAUAUAGAAUAUGGUCAAAUGAGACACUAUUGAACAGACACACAGGACCAGCAUCUGUAUUUGAGAGCAGUCCAUAAACAUCGGAGACCCCUUUAAGUCCUGAGACAAAAAAAAAGUCUCUCUGCGUUACACACUCCUUUUCAUGUGCUAGCAGACAAAGCAUUGCUUACAGUGCAAUUGUAUUAGUAUCCUCUUUAAAGCUGGGCUACAUUGUUUUGGUUACAAGAUCACAAGGGAAACUCAGUGGUGCCAAGAUACAGCUCAUGGCUAGAACUAUCCACUGGCCAUGAGCCCAGGACAAGCAGCAGACCCAAACUUAAAGCUGAUGACUAUAAAUGGAGAAACAUGUGGAUACAUCUACAGAUAUGGAAAUGUAUAAAUUGUUUGAUGGUGUAGUAAUGGAUAUAUGGCAAUUAAUCAAUAUAAGAAGUUAUUUCUCCUAUGGGUCUGAACAUUUCUUUUUACCAAUGACUGCUCUUACAGUAGUUGUAUAUUUAAUAAUUUAUCAGGAGGGACAGACCACUCACUGAUUUGUGUUUUCACACCUGGAUUUGAAGUACUCUGUAUCUGCUUCAUUUAAUGCGGAGAGAAAGGAUCUUGUUUAUAAUCUCGAGCAAAGAAGCAACGCAACUGCUGCAAACAGACAAAAUAUGACAACAUGCUUAAAGGCAAAAACCACUCACUGUUAUUUAGGGUCCACUAAUGGUUCCAUACUCAUCAAUGUUCCACAUUCACUUGCAUGAAAAUGACCAUUACAACAAAGUGUUUUUGUGAUUAUUUAAAUGCUUUUAAAUGUAUUUUUAUGUUUUCUCAACAACUUGCUGAAGAUGAGUGAAGUCAUUGUUAUUGUCUAUGCAAAAUGUUCAGUAUAUUAAUGAUGACAGGAUCUUAAAAAUUUUGAAUGAUGUCGACUUAUUUUCUUUAAAUUUUCUUUGAAACCACUGACUUUUGAUGACAUGGCAGAUCCAUGUUUUUUCUGUUUUCUGUUACUUUUUUGUUACUUUAGCUUUUUCUUUCAUUUAUGGGUAAAUGAUUUUGUUAUUCAAAUGCAGGGUCAGUGCAGUCUUUCUUUCUUUCUUUCUUUCUUUCUUUCUUUCUUUCUUUCUUUCUUUCUUUUCAUAUUGUAUUGUUUUUCCUCUGAACCCUGUACCACCUUUUGGAAGUGUUGAGACAGAUGGGAAUAACAUGAGGAUGUGGCACCACUGGGAUGAUGCUUCACUUCCUUAUUCCACAGACAGAGUGAUUCCUCAGAAGACAGCUGUAGACACUUAUUUCAAAACUUCGCAAGACAUUGCUACUAUGUGCAGGUUUUAGUUUGGCGCUAAUGCCACUGCCCAAGAAGAAAUAGAAAUAUUUUUUGAGUUCUUCAUUUCAUGUGUCAGGGGUGGUCUUACAUUUUAUGGUAAACUUCUAUGAAAUGCAGAAUUUCACAGUCUCCCUCUGUCCACUCAGUCAUGCUGAGCUGUUCUUCUGUUCUUUUGAUCUGCAACCUAACUGAUAGAAAACUGAACUGUCAGGUUGCAGUUUCAUGAUCUUUUCACAACAUACUUCAAAAAGUGAAAGUGAAAAACUCAUCAUGCUGAAAAAUGUGUGAUUUUUGGAUGUGUUCUUAUUUUGGAUUAUAAAAUGUAAUUUAGCAGUUUUUGAUUCAUUUUGAAUUAUAACAUUUUGUCUAUGUUGAAUCAUACAGUAAUAUAUGGCAUAAAUAAUUUAUGAAAAAAAAUGUUGGUGGUUUCAUUUUUAUAUUCGUAAGAAAAUUUGCUAUUUGAGUUGAGAGAUCAGCAGGAACCAUAGUCAAAUUGAAGA
Messenger RNA from Lates calcarifer (barramundi perch), 6588 nucleotides. Its product is annotated as pleckstrin homology domain-containing family G member 4B. Bases 15 to 4205 code for a protein of 1396 amino acids. The transcript has 22 exons. NCBI's taxonomy places the organism in Eukaryota, Metazoa, Chordata, Actinopteri, Centropomidae. Gene Ontology annotation, molecular function: guanyl-nucleotide exchange factor activity. The record is from RefSeq and is a predicted model, not a curated record.